AUGAUGUUGAUACAUGGCCCAGGGCGUAUUUUCUUUCUGUGUUCCUCGCUCCUUAUGACAUCAGAGUGUUCCGAGAGCCUACUUCCAGGCUUUUCUCAAAUUCAAUAUGGCCACCGACUGGACGGGAGCAUGGUCAAUUCGUUCCCAGAAUUCAGUUUUAUUGACUGUGUUAUAGAAUGUUUGGUAACACCGCGAUGCAUUUCAGUCAAUUACUGCACUGGAGCAAAGUUCUGUGAAAUCAAUUACGGUGACAAAGUUGCACCUGGAACUAAGUUUUUGGAUAUUUCUGGAUGGAUUUACAGUGACAUGACGCAAUGGCCUAAAGAGCUUGCUGGGGCGUGUGGAAGUUCAAGCUGCAACAUGAACGAGACGUGUAAACACAAAAGAUACACCGAAGACAAAACUGUUGAUUGUGUUCUUUCAGAUUGCGGGAUACCAGUAAAAAGGGGACUAGAUCUGAGUGAAGCAGAACGUGAGGACGCCAUUGGUAUACACAGAAGGAUACACGCCUCGUGUUCUGACGGAUACUUCCAGUUUGGUUCCGGACGACUGAUCUGUCAGUCAAACGGCGAAUGGAAAUACAACAUUCAUUGUGAAGAUAGAGAAUGGCUACAAUAUUCGAAUCAUAUUUAUUACCACUUCACGGAGGCGGUUUCUUGGGACACGGCAAAGGAAUAUUGUGAAACCUUAUAUGAUGCGUAUUUGGUGACAAUAGAUACAGCGCUUGAAAAUGAUUGGCUCGUAAAAACUUUUGUCGAACGAGACAUUGGGUCAAAAGAAACAUGCGACAGUCUUUUUAGUUGUGGCUCCCUCUGGACAGGUGGUACGGAUCAAGCAGAGGAGGGCAACUUUAUAUGGACCGGAAGUAACGCCACAGUUGAAUUUGUAAACUGGGCCCCAAACAAUCCAAACAAUAAUCGUGACAACGAACAUUGUAUUCGACUUCUAAUAGAUGGAACAUGGAGUGAUUACGUUUGCAGCGAUCAAUUAUCUUUUAUCUGUGAGAAAACGCUUGUCUUGAACAAGUAAGCAGAAGUAAAGCUAACACAAGUGACAGCAUUUAUCAAUAAGCCUUGAGAUAGCAAAUAAUCAUUUAUAAGUAGCUUCUGAAAUCAGACUGUCAAUAACAAUCACUUGCCAUGGGAAGUGCUUUGUAAGCUUCACCUAUUUACAGGGGCGUUAUUUGUCCUCUGGUAAAAUAUUCUCUUCGUACUAGUAACAUUUUUCUAUAGUUGUGGAAUUUAAUUUUCAAUUAGAUAGUUCUGGCGAUCUGUUAAUCUUAAAAUGUGAUAUGUACAAUCUUUCAGAAAGAUUAAAGACUACAUUCAAGCAUCUUUUAUUGCAAUAAUAUCUCAACAUUGAUGUCGCGUGCGCACAUAUAGAAUAUGGACACAAUGGAAAACAAAUCGUUAUAUGAUGUAUAUCUAUUUAGCUUGUAGUUCUGUCUAGAUUCUGAGCUGAUAUAUUUAAAUGUUAAUAUUGUCUCAUAUGUAUAUUGCUUACCAUUUUUUACAACGGUUUUAACGUUUUAAAUUUGAACUUACACUUCUCGAUAUCCCAUCAAUACUUGCAUGCAGGAAACUGUUAAGAUAUCUUAAUUUCAGAUUGAUAUGAUUUAUGUUCAUGUUAUUAUAUCGUUCACCUAUUGGAGAAUUAAAAAAAAAUAGUUUUUUUUUAUUAACUUAACUUGAGUAAAUAUAUACUGAGAAGAAAUGAAUACUUCUUGUCUUGAAAUACGCCUGACUUUAUUAUGAUUUUCAGAAAUAAGAUUAUUGCAUUGUUUUCAUAAAAUGAUAAUCUGUUCAUAUUUGUUCACAGUUUGAGUUUGUAUCUGAGAAUAAAAUAUACAAAGAAAAAAAAA
This is a messenger RNA of Magallana angulata, 1861 nucleotides long. Its product is annotated as aggrecan core protein-like. Lineage: Eukaryota; Metazoa; Mollusca; Bivalvia; Ostreida; Ostreidae. Bases 1 to 1029 code for a protein of 342 amino acids. Gene Ontology annotation, molecular function: signaling receptor activity. The record is from RefSeq and is a predicted model, not a curated record. The transcript has 6 exons.